Messenger RNA from Daucus carota subsp. sativus, 747 nucleotides. RefSeq names its product F-box protein FBW2. Gene Ontology annotation, molecular function: protein binding. Lineage: Eukaryota; Viridiplantae; Streptophyta; Magnoliopsida; Apiales; Apiaceae. The record is from RefSeq and is a predicted model, not a curated record. Bases 1 to 747 code for a protein of 248 amino acids. The transcript has 2 exons.
AUGAAAGACAGAAAAUGGGAGGAAAUGUCGACGGAUUGUUUGGUUAAUAUUUUUGGUAGACUGGACAUGAAGUCAAGGCUACUAGACAUUCCGGGUGUGUGUAAAACAUGGUACCAGGCAGUUCACAAUCCCCUCUGCUGGCAACAACUCGAUUUUAGUGAUUUUACUAUUCGUCAUUACCGAGCGGAGCUGUUAAAAAUUGUUGUCAAGCUUAGCCAAGGAUGUGUCACAUCGCUCGUGCUAUCUCAUGAUUCUACCAAAAAGGACCUAAUAUAUCUCUCCAAGGCAUGCCCUGCUUUGAAGACUUUGGAGCUGAUUGGAUACUAUACCUUGCCCUCCUCUAAAAAUUAUCCAAGUUUUGAAGGCAAAUGGAAGAAUCUGGAAUUCAUAAGCCUUCGUGUUUGCUUAUGUAUUCCAGAACUGAUUAAGCAUAUUUUCAUUUAUUUGCCUAGUUUUACUGGUCUUAGUAUUGUAGGCGGUGAUGUGGAUGGCGACACAGCUUCCAUGAUUGUGUCUCUGAUACCAAAACUCAAGCAUUUGACUAUUAAUAAUGCUGAUCUUGAAAAGAAAGACCUGUUAAUAAUAUUGCGGGGAUGCAGAGAACUUGUGUUUCUUGAUGUCCGAGACUGCAAUGGAUUUGAUGAGGACGAUGAAGAGAUUCUGCAGCUUGCUUCUGCUAUUAAGACCUUUUGUUGUGAUGGUUCAACAACAGAACAUGACUCCACUGAUGGUUCUGAUUUGUAUUAG